CAAAUGCUUCUCUCCCCUCUUUGUAACAAACUUCUCUCUGAUAUCUUCUUCCCAGUAGUAAAGAUUGAACACUAAUGUCUUCUCCUACCCUCAUAGCGCCCAGUAGCAAACCAAAAUCACUUGCAGGUUUCAGACCCAAAUCCACCACCACCACCACUACUAGUAUCACUUCCGAUGUAUCUUCAUCGAUUCCACAAAAGGGUCGGCGAGAAUUUGUGAGCUUGAUCGCCGGUAUCCUAUCACCGGUAUUGAUUUUUCCGGUUUCGCCGGCAUCAGCAGCUUCGGAUGAAGAGUAUGUCAAGGAGACAGAGGAGGUAAUCAACAAGAUACGGAGUACCAUUAGCAAAGAUAAAAAUGACCCAAAUGUAGCUGAUGCAGUUGCUGAGCUGAGGGAGACCUCAAAUUCAUGGGUGGCUAAGUACAGGAGAGAGAAAGCAUUGUUGGGUCGAGCUUCAUUCAGAGAUAUAUACUCUGCUCUCAAUGCUGUCUCUGGGCAUUAUAUUAGUUUUGGACCUACUGCUCCCAUUCCUGCCAAGCGCAAGGCUAGGAUCUUAGAAGAGAUGGAAUCUGCAGAGAAAGCCCUACUCAGAGGUAGAUAGAAAACAAGUUUUCAAUUCAUGGAGAGAAACCCAGAAGAUUUUUCUUUUUCUUUUUAUCUGAAAUCUUUCCUUUUUGCUUCUUAGAUUGGGAAUAUAAAAACCAUGUCCAAUCAUUUUGUUUGGU
Messenger RNA from Macadamia integrifolia, 723 nucleotides. Its product is annotated as photosystem II repair protein PSB27-H1, chloroplastic-like. The record is from RefSeq and is a predicted model, not a curated record. Gene Ontology annotation, biological process: photosystem II assembly; photosystem II repair. Lineage: Eukaryota; Viridiplantae; Streptophyta; Magnoliopsida; Proteales; Proteaceae. The transcript has a single exon. The coding region runs from base 75 to 599 and encodes 174 amino acids. Gene Ontology annotation, cellular component: photosystem II; chloroplast thylakoid lumen.